CUGACACACUGCCACUGGACAGGGCCGUUGCCAGUGAGUUGCUUGCAUCAAAGAUUGUGAACUCUGUGCGGCUUGCAUCGUGUUAUACCUCUGUGGCUUGCAAAGCUAUUAGCUAGUAACAGAGGACAUACAAAAAGAUCCGGGAAAGGGGUGUCGUCUGAAAGUUGGAAACUGUGAAAGAAACGACUGAAGGUCACCUCAGAGAGUGUUGUACAUCCAAGUGGGUAUUUUGUGAGGAGCAUCGCUGAGAGACCAGAGGGGCUGAGAUCAGAGGAAGUGCCACCACAACGCCAUAAUGUACAAGGACUACAGAUCAGGACGAGCAGCAGGACUGAACCCGCUGUCCUUUGACCCGUCCUCCAACAACGAACCCUUGCAGUUCAGCAACUCAAACGUGCCGCUGGUGUCAGACUGUCCCCUGGAGAACGGAGCUGAGAAGAGCAUUAAGAGGAAGAGACCCAGCCUGCCUCCAGGGUCUUCUCCUCCACUCAGUGUCUAUCUGUCUGUCUCUCAGCUCACAGAGCCAGAGAAGAGGAGCUGUCAUCCUCAGGGAGAAGGGAUUCGUAACAUGUCCAUGGACUCCAACCCCAUGCCGAUGCCCAUGUCAGACCCCAACGCCUGGGCCACCGCCAUGAACAACCUUGGCAUGGCUCCCAUGAACAUGACGGGACAGCCCCUUAUGUCAGGUGCUUGUAAGGACACAGAUGACAGACAGGUAGGAUUCCAGUUGAGGUGGAAUUCAGACCAAGAUUUCGACUCGGGCCUUGGCAUGAUGACAGGCAUGAACCCUAUGAUGCCCGGCCUUGGUUACGUGCCCCCACCGCCCCUGCCCCAUGAUCUACCCAUCAUUAAGGAGAUCAUUCACUACCAGAGCUGCACCCUCUUCCCCCCAAACCCAAACCUUCCCUUUCCGGCCAUGAGGGAUCGCCCUCCCGGCUGUAAGACUGUGUUUGUGGGUGGUCUGCCAGAGAAUGCCACUGAGGCACUCAUCGUGGAGGUAUUUGGCCAGUUGGGUGAGAUCAUCGCAAUCCGCAAGAGCAAGAAGAACUUCUGCCAUAUCCGAUUUGCCGAAGAGUUCACUGUGGACAGAGCCCUCUUCCUGUCUGGCUACCGUAUGCGUCUGGGCUCCAGUACAGACAAGAAGGACACAGGGCGGCUCCAUGUGGACUUUGCCCAGGCCAGAGACGACUUGUAUGAGUGGGAGUGUCGUCAGCGCCUGUAUGCCAGAGAGGAGAGACACCGCAGGAGGAUGGAGGAGGACCGUUUCAGACCCCCCUCCCCUCCACCCAUCGUCCAUUACACAGACCACGAGUGUAGCCUGCUGGGGGACAAGAUCAAAGAUGAGGCAGCGUUUGCGGAGGCGGUGCACGUGCUGCUGACCUGGGUGGAACGCGGUGAGGUGAACCGUCGUAACGCCAACAACUUCUACUCCAUGAUCCAGUCGUCCAACAGCCACAUCCGCCAGCUGAUGAGUCAGAAGGCUGCCCACGAGAAGGAGUUGGAGGUGGCCAAGGACAAGUUCAAGACCGCCCUGUCUGGCAUCCUGGCACAAUUUGAGCAGAUUGUGUCUGUAUUCCACGCUGCUUCCAAACAAAAGGCAUGGGACCAUUUCUCCAAAGCUCAACGCAAGAACCUGGACAUGUGGCGCAAGCAAGCAGAGGAGAUCAGAAACAUGCAAAAUGAAGAGCUGAUGGGGAUCAGACGAGAGGAGGAGAUGGAGAUGUCUGACGAUGACAUGGAGGAUACACACGAUCCUGACGACUCAGGCCCUGUGGCCCAGGUGGAGGCCCUAAAGGAAGAGAAUGACUCUCUGCGCUGUCAGCUGGACGCCUACAGGAACGAGGUGGAGCUGUUGAAGCAGGAGCAGGGCAGAAACCAAGAACACACACCUCCACAACACAGUGAAGAGGACACCAUCAGGCAGCAACAACUAACCUUUCUACAGCAGGCACUACAGGGAAUGCAGAAGCAACUGCUGAAGAUGCGUGAAGAAAUGAAACAGAGGGAGGCAGAGUUGGAGAAGAGUGUGGAGGACAAACAGCAGCUGGAGAGCCAAGUACAGAGCCUCAAGGAAGGACUGGAGAGUCUGAAGAAAACACGCCCACCACAGAUGGAGACCUCACCGCAAGAUGACAGAGGGAGCGAGGAGAGUGCUGAUCAAGUCAAUCUGGAGACCUCACCGCGAGAUGACAAAGGGAGCGAGGAAAGUGCUGAUCAAGUCAAUGAGGCGACAGCAUUAGAAGUGGUUUCCUGCAGUCAGGAGAAGGAGAGUCUGCCCCCAGAGAAGAUUCCCUCUAGUCCUGUUUACUCUGAGAGAGAGGCCUUGCUAGUUGGGAUCAUCUCUACGUUCCUCCAUGUCCACCCGUUUGGAGCCAGCAUCGAAUACAUCUUCUCUUACCUACAGCAGCUGGGCACCAAGAUAAACACCGGAGAGGUGGGGGCUCUACUGGGUCGGCUGCCCAGUACCUUCAGACAGGAGCUGACAGGAGUGGGUGCCAGCCUGGAGAAACGCUGGAAGUUCUGUGGUUUCGAGGGAAUCAAGACCACAUAGAACAUUACAGAGACACAGCGGAUAUCACAGGAGAAACAGCAUAGAGAUCUGACGGUCUUAUGAGGAUAUUGUUUUAUGGGGACCGGCACUGGUCCCUUGGCUGUUGCUCUCCAGUCCCUGUGAUGGUUAAUUGAUCUUGAUUUAGUCAGUUCUUAAGUGCUAGUUAUAAUGUAAACAGUUUGCUGGUCCCUGUCACAAAUAAGGUUGAGAAACACUGGCAUAGAACUCUUGACUGUAUUAUGAAGACACAGAAGUAAAAACAUAGAACUCAGACUGUCCGUCACAUGAGCGGGUCGGACCGUUCUCAGAUCCUCUAAUUGGUUAACUCUGCUGUCACUCAGCCAGGACUACUACCCAGGGAGGUUAUCAGGGUCUGCUGAACACUGUCAACCUCCAACCCCUCUGGCCUCUCACACUCUUUUCUUUCCUUGUUUGUACAAUUCUAUGAGUAAAAAUGAAUAUAUUUCUUCAUUUUCUGUAAAGGCUGUUGAAGGAAUACUUCUGGGUUUUGGCAACGAAACCCUUUCUCUACUUCACCAGAGUCAGAUGAACUUGUGGAUACCAUUUUUAUGUCUCUGCGUGCAGUUUGAAGGCAUUUUCUAACUGAUGCUAGCGUAAUGAUUGGAAGGCUAUGGGUAUCUGCUAGCUAGCAUGCUAGCAGAUACCCAUAGCCUUCUAGUCAUUGCGCUAGCUAGAGGUAGUUAGUUAGAGGUAGUUUUGUGAGCCAAUGCUAACUUCCUUCAUACUGGACUCGGAGAUAUAAAACUGGUAUCCACAAGUUCAUCUGACUCUGGGGAUGUACAUAAAGGGUCUCAUUGCCAAAAUCCUGAAGUAUCCCUGUAACAGUUGCAUAGAUUGAUUUGUUUUCCUACUCUGUAAAUGCUUGGAUGAUAUUUUUAAAUAAAAAAUCAAAGCAAUCUGAAGAA
Salvelinus fontinalis (brook trout) is the source of this 3477-nucleotide messenger RNA. RefSeq names its product ecto-NOX disulfide-thiol exchanger 2-like. The record is from RefSeq and is a predicted model, not a curated record. Gene Ontology annotation, biological process: ultradian rhythm. The transcript is spliced from 20 exons. Bases 296 to 2551 code for a protein of 751 amino acids. Gene Ontology annotation, molecular function: protein-disulfide reductase activity; RNA binding. Lineage: Eukaryota; Metazoa; Chordata; Actinopteri; Salmoniformes; Salmonidae. Gene Ontology annotation, cellular component: plasma membrane; external side of plasma membrane.